AUGACGACCCUGACGUACAAAGAUGCGCUCAACGAGCUGGACGAUCGACGGAUCAAGUCGAUCAAGCCUCUGCUUCCGCCGCAGAUUCUGGUCGAGGAGUACCCUCUCACUCUCCAAGCAGCCCAGACCGUUGCCUAUGGGCGCAAAGCCACCGAGGAGAUUGUCAAGCAGGAAGAUGACCGAUUGCUCGUCGUCGUCGGUCCCUGCUCGAUCCACGAUGUUCGCUCCGGUCUCGAGUACGCCCGCAAGCUCGCUGCCUACGCAGAUGCCGCCAAGGAGGACCUGCACAUUGUGAUGCGCGUCUACUUCGAGAAGCCCCGCACCACUGUCGGGUGGAAGGGUCUCAUCAACGAUCCUAACCUCAAUGGCAGUUUCCAGAUCAACAAAGGUCUGCGAUUGGCAAGAGGCUUCCUGUUGGAGGUCAACAACCUGGGUCUGCCAGCGGGGACAGAGUUCUUGGACACCAUCUCGCCGCAGUACACUGCCGAUUUGAUCAGCUGGGGUGCCAUCGGCGCCCGAACGACCGAGUCCCAAGUCCACCGAGAGCUGUCCUCGGGUCUUUCCAUGCCAAUCGGAUUCAAGAACGGUACCGAUGGCAGCAUCUCCAUUGCCGUAGAUGCUAUCAAAGCCGCCUCGGCAGAACACGUCUUCCUCAGUGUCACCAAACAAGGCAUCUCCGCCAUCGUCGAGACCAACGGUAACGAUGCAUGCCACGUCAUCCUUCGCGGUGCCAACACAGGUCCCAACUACAGCCCCGAGCACGUCGCUGCCGUCUCGUCCAAACUUACUGCCGCCAAGCUCCCCGCGAGGAUCAUGAUCGACUGCUCCCACGGAAACUCCGAGAAGAAGCACGAGAACCAAAUCAACGUCGUCCGCUCCAUCGCCGACCAGUUGUCCAAAGGCGACGAGAACGGGUGCAACAUCUUUGGCGUCAUGAUCGAGAGCAACUUGGUCGAAGGCAAACAGAGCAUCCCGAGUCAAGGUCCGACCGGGUUGACCUACGGACAGAGCAUCACGGAUGCUUGCGUCAACUGGGAUACCACGGUCCAGGCGCUGGAUGCGUUGCGGGAGGGCGUCAGGGCGAGGAGACAGAGCCCAGAGGCCAAGAGGUGGUUCAAGGCGAAGUUGAGCAGGAGCAGCAGUAGUGAGGGAGUCAACGAUCACUUUUUGAAGCAGGAGGGUCAGGGCGGAUUCAACGAUGACGCGCUGGCUACGCUGGGCAAGAAGUAG
Molecule: messenger RNA, 1230 nt
Organism: Kalmanozyma brasiliensis GHG001
Lineage: Eukaryota; Fungi; Basidiomycota; Ustilaginomycetes; Ustilaginales
Product: DAHP synthetase I/KDSA
Exons: 1
Coding region: 1-1230 (409 amino acids)
Biological process (GO): aromatic amino acid biosynthetic process
Cellular component (GO): cytoplasm
Molecular function (GO): 3-deoxy-7-phosphoheptulonate synthase activity
Source: RefSeq, a predicted model, not a curated record